AUCACGUGACGCUCCUUCACAUUCUGUCCGCAUCCUUGAACCUCGUCGCCAUCAUCUUUAGCUAGCUAACAUCUCACUUUAACCUUUAAGUGUGAGAGUUGGUCACUUAUACUUGCUAUUAUGACAUCUGUCACUUCAGUCUGUGGGUAUUUUACUCUGCUAGAAUGAUAUAAUGCGAGUUUUCAAUAAAUGUAUGUCAGACAUUACGCGGAAGUGUAUAACCAGAUACACUAGCCAUAGCUGUUAUCACACUAGUCUUUGGUCUUGAGAAGUCACGUUAGCAAGGACCAAGUUGCGAAGGGUCGCUAGCCUCGCAUUGCGCCAGCCAGCCAGCUCGGUGUCUCUCCAGGCCUGGGACAGACCCGUACAGAGCCGAGGCAGUGGAGAUAGGUGAGCUAAACUAGCGGAGUGGUUGAAACAACCCCAGGAUCUCUUGAAGCUGAUCGUCCCCGCCGCCCCAGACCGGCUCCUCUGCAGCGUCACUGACACCAGCUCAUCCACGCGGCUGUGCCUUAGGGGAAGUGAAGAUGUCUGAGGGAGAGAACAAGCAGGCUCCUGUCCAGGAAGUGCGACAGGAGUCCGGCGCGGCUGCCGCCGCAUCGACGGUUCAGGGGGUGUCAUCAGUAUCUCCCCCGGUGUCCAUGGUAACACAGCCUCCGCCAACGGCAGCCACAGAAGAUGAGGAAGAAGAAAGUGAGGACGAGUCAGAGAUCCUGGAAGAAAGUCCAUGUGGUCGCUGGCAGAAACGAAAAGAAGAGGUGAAUCAACGCAAUGUUCCCGGGAUUGAUAAUGCCUACUUGGCAAUGGACACAGAGGAAGGAGUGGAGGUGGUUUGGAAUGAGGUCAUGUUCUCAGAAAGGAAAAACUUCAAACUGCAGGAGGAAAAGGUUAAAGCAGUUUUUGACAACUUGAUCCAACUGGAGCAUUUGAACAUUGUGAAGUUUCACAAGUACUGGGCCGAUGUGAAGGAGAACAGAGCGAGGGUUAUCUUCAUCACUGAAUACAUGUCCUCGGGAAGUCUAAAACAGUUUCUAAAAAAGACAAAGAAAAACCACAAGACGAUGAAUGAAAAGGCUUGGAAGCGCUGGUGCACACAGAUACUCUCUGCUCUCAGCUACCUGCAUUUAUGUGAGCCUCCCAUCAUCCACGGCAACCUCACCUGUGACACCAUCUUCAUCCAGCACAACGGCCUCAUCAAGAUCGGCUCAGUGGCCCCAGACACCAUUAACAACCACGUCAAAACGUGUCGGGAGGAGCAGAAGAGCUUGCAUUUCUUCGCCCCAGAGUAUGGAGCCGUGGCCGACGUCACCACCGCUGUGGACAUCUAUUCCUUUGGAAUGUGCGCCUUGGAGAUGGCAGUGCUGGAGAUCCAGAGCAACGGAGAGUCCUCCUACGUCUCCCAGGAGGCCAUCAACAGUGCCAUCCUGUUCCUGGAGGAUCCGCUGCAGAGGGAGUUCAUCCAGAAGUGUCUGGAGGUGGACCCCAGCAAGCGGCCCACGGCCAAGGAGCUGCUGUUCCACCCCGCCCUCUUUGAGGUGCCCCUGCUGAAGCUGCUGGCUGCCCACUGCAUCGUCAGCCUCCAGCACAUGAUUCCAGAGAACGCUUUAGAGGAGAUAACCAAGAACAUGGAUCCUAACCUGGUCAUCGUGGAGAUCAAGGAAGGGGUUCAGCUCAAACUCUCCCAGUUCCCUGCGCUAGAACUGGACAAGUUCCUGGAAGACGUGAGGAAUGGGAUCUACCCCCUGACGGCGUUCGGCGUGCCCGGCUCCCAGCAGCCCCAGCAGGAGACCGUCAAGUCACCGGUGGUGCUCCCCUCUGUGAAGUCCCCCACGCCAGAGCCCUCUGAGCUGGAGACCCGGAAGGUCCUGCAGAUGCAGUGCAACAUUGAGCCUGUUGACGAGGGCUCUAAACAUCACCUCACGCUUCUGUUGAAGCUGGAGGAUAAGCUGAACCGACACUUGAGCUGUGAUUUGUUACCCAGCUCAGAUGAGAACGUCCAGGAGCUGACAGUGGAGCUGGUUCAGCUGGGCUUCAUCAACGAGGGGGAUCAGCCGCGGCUGGCGCUGGUCCUGGAAGAGGCCUUCUCCAAGUUCUAUGGCCGGAGCGGCUCGCUGAAUCCGGUCACCGUCUCCUCCUAGCGCCACCCUCCCCCUCCUCCUCGUCCCCCCCCCAUACCUCCUCCUUUCCCUGAACCCGCCGCCCCCCUCGAUCUGGUCUGGAGCCACGGGGACCCCCCCCCCAGGGAGGAGGGUCUGAUCGGGGGCGGGGGGGGGGCCUGCCAUGGCCUGCUUGCCUUCGCAUCCUCGUAAUUUCUUCGCCCUCCAGUGCCCGCCCAUUCCCCCCAGUGUUGCUUCUUUCCUCUGAACCAGCUGGGAGAGCCCGCAGAAUGGCAUUUCUACAUUUAGGCUUGGUUCCCUCAAGUCUCUCUAAAGAUCUAGAGAACAAUGGAAACAAGUGGCUCCAACCUUCAUAUAAGUCUGUAUUGAACUUUGUUUUUUGAUAAUGAGAAAUGCGAAAAUCCCCCCCCGGGGUUAUAUUGGUCUAUGUGAUUCCUGUGUGUGUGAGUGUCUGAUAACCUCUUGUCUUCUGUCGAUCAUCCAGUCUCUGCCUUCAAAGGGCCUGAAGCUAACGAUCUAUUGUCUUUAUUACUGUCAACUUCUCUGCCAACAAACACAAUCCAUCAUCUGUUUAUUUGUUUCUUGCGCGUCGUAUUUCACUUCCAGCACUUGAACAAGUGGUCUUUUGGUGAAUAUGGUUCUUUGAUUAUUUGAAAAAUGUUUAAACCUCACCUGGCUUUGGUGUCCGGUGGGCUGUUAUUAUUUUAACUUGUCUAUUACAUUGCCUUUUCAGGAUAAGGUUGAACAACAUGAUAUGCUGGUGCCAUGUGUGUGUGUGUGUGUCAGUGUGUAUAGAAAAUAUGUACAUAUAAUAUCCAUGGGCCUGAAGCUGUGGCCUCUAAACCCUAAAGAUGACCGUGUAUAUGAAACGGGGAUCAUUUCCAUCCCCUGUUUUUAGUCUGUAGCUCUACGAGGUGGUUAAAGACCUAUGGUAAACCUUGAAUGGUUUAGAAUCUUCAGCCAUUCCUGAACGUUAUCAUAUCGUCUCUCCGAGGGUGGCCCUACAAUGGCUGAUCCUUUGUCGAACGCCCUGUGGUCAAGCACUGGUCGAUAUCAACAACUGGUGACUUCUGGUAGAGCUCACUGUUUGUUCUGUCUGGAUCUUCACAGGGUCUGUCUAAUCCAUGAGAUGCAGGCACCGGAGUGCAUGGCAUGCUAGUAACCAUCUUGUAUGCACUGUAUGCUGGCUGCACGGCUGUAACUGUAUGUCUGUUUCUGCACAAUACCGCCCUCCUCUUUUUCAAUUACUCCAAUAAAAAUAUGCACCUUGAAAA
Messenger RNA from Gadus macrocephalus (Pacific cod), 3391 nucleotides. It is a transcript of the gene nrbp1, whose product is annotated as nuclear receptor binding protein 1. The coding region runs from base 528 to 2138 and encodes 536 amino acids. The record is from RefSeq and is a predicted model, not a curated record. The transcript is spliced from 18 exons. Gene Ontology annotation, biological process: endoplasmic reticulum to Golgi vesicle-mediated transport; protein phosphorylation; intracellular signal transduction. Gene Ontology annotation, molecular function: ATP binding; protein kinase activity. Gene Ontology annotation, cellular component: endomembrane system; cytoplasm. Lineage: Eukaryota; Metazoa; Chordata; Actinopteri; Gadiformes; Gadidae.